This is a messenger RNA of Opisthocomus hoazin, 666 nucleotides long. It is a transcript of the gene CHCT1, whose product is annotated as CHD1 helical C-terminal domain containing 1. Lineage: Eukaryota; Metazoa; Chordata; Aves; Opisthocomiformes; Opisthocomidae. The record is from RefSeq and is a predicted model, not a curated record.
AUGGAAGAGACGGGCUUUGAGGAUGAAGUGGACGAAGCCGGGGCAACGGACAGCAGCAGGGACAGCACAGCCAGCCAGACCGCAGAGAAGGAUCUGGCUGGCACAGCAAAGGAGGCAGCGUCUGUAACGGGCAGCAAGAAUGCUCCACCAUGCAAGACCCCGCUCAUCUGCUAUGCAGACGGCCUUGAUCGGGACACCUUUAAAAUUUGCAAGGAGCUUUUGAGACCCUUCAAGAAGUCACUUAGGAAACUGCAAUUGCCCCAGCAUGUCCCCACAGAGAAAAAACUGAAGUACAUGAAGACAAGUUUGACCCUAAUCGGGGACCAGAUCGAUCUGUUUCUCCAGCGGCACUGCAGACCCAUGGAAGUCACGCACUGGCAGAAGAUGUUCUGGCGGUUCGUCUCCCUCUUCUCAGAGAUGGAUGAAAGGCAACUGCAGAAGCUGUAUACGUACAUCAAGAACAAUGAAAUGGAUAAGUUUCUGCAAUUAUGCUGUCCUUCAGAAAACCCAGAUUCAGUUCCAGGACUCAAAGAAAAGAAACCGAAGCAGCUUCAGAACAGUUGGGAUCUCCACAGAGGUGAGACCUGCAGGAACACCCAGGUCACAGAGACAGUCACUACCAACACCCCUGCCAAGUCACCGCCCUGCAGCAAGAAUGACAGAUGA